Molecule: messenger RNA, 3557 nt
Organism: Bactrocera neohumeralis
Lineage: Eukaryota; Metazoa; Arthropoda; Insecta; Diptera; Tephritidae
Gene: RunxB
Exons: 6
Coding region: 1056-2795 (579 amino acids)
Biological process (GO): regulation of DNA-templated transcription
Cellular component (GO): nucleus
Molecular function (GO): DNA-binding transcription factor activity, RNA polymerase II-specific; RNA polymerase II cis-regulatory region sequence-specific DNA binding; ATP binding
Source: RefSeq, a predicted model, not a curated record
CGUGUUGCAUCACAUUGUAUUUGUGCAUUGCGCGCCUGCUGACUGCCGCCUCCCACCAUUUCCGCUGCCCGCUCCACGCUGCCGCUCGCCGCUGCGCACCAAAUGCGUCACUGCGGCAACCUGCUGUUGGCCUUAUUGCCACUCCGACGUCGUGGCGGUGUCGUUGACGAUGAUGAUGACUGCUCUGCGGUGUUGGUGAGACCACUGUUGUUGUUGUUGGUGUUGCUGCCAUUGCUCUGACUACCGAAAUUGCCACUCCGUUGGCAAUUUGUUGUUGCCAUCGCCAUCGCCGUCGCCACAAAUGCUGAUAGUGGUCGGUCUGUAUGGUGGUGCCAGCGCGCGUAGCCGGAGCAGUCCAAUAGUUACGGGUGUGUUUCUUACGGACGCGCUUGUAGAUUUCGCAAUCCGCAACAAUUUGCCAGCCAGCCGCACGUCCCCAACACCAGCGCCUGCUGCGUCGCCCACGUCGACCGUUGUCGUCGUAUCUAAGCGCUUAGUGUCAUCACCGUUGCCGUGGCCGGCGCUGUCAUCAUUGCUGGUUGACAUCCGUUUUAGACAUUGAUGCGCGUGCACGUGUUGCUGUUGUUGUUGUGCCACAUAUUACACACUUACAAUCGCACACAUAGUCGUGGUGUUGCCGUUACUUUGGCCGCUGAUAGCCGCGGUCGCGUUCAUGGUUACCGCAAAAAAUAGUUUAAUAUCGUCGUGUCGCUUGAUUUGAUCGCCAGGAUAAUUGCGCAACUCGCUCAUCCGCUCGUGUGUGUCUUGCUGACGCGCUUCAGCCGCUUUAUCGCCGGUGUGUGGUCGGUCGUCAAAGACUUCAAGUGCGUUUUUUCGUGAAGUUUCGCGUGUGCGGUGUACGGUCUGUCAAGUGACAGCUGUCAGUUUUGAUUUUUCCGCAAAGUGUCGUGUUAAAGUCUGAGUUCCGUGUAGAAGAUUUUUAUGAAAGGAAUGUAAUUGCAGUUGGAGAUGUUUAAUAAGUAUUGUUCGUCGACGUGAACGUGCGUGUUUCAUAAACCCCAAAUAAAUUGUGUCUCGUGUGAAAAUCCGGAAAAAUGCACAUCUCAAGUGAAGUGAGUUCAACCACGAAUCAUCAGCAGCCACCGCCCGCUAGCGGUGCGCCGUCGAAACGUCAAGCCACUAAUGCUAAUAACCAUACAAAUAACAACAACAACAAUAAUAAUAGUGUUAAUAAUAAUAAUACGAGCGGCAGUAAUAAGAAAGUCGUCGAUACGAGCCCAUAUCUAACACCGGAGAAUCUCUUCGAGCGUACGGUUGAUGUGUUGCUGGCCGAACAUCCGGGAGAAUUGGUGAAGACCGGCUCACCGCAUGUGGUCUGCACAACGCUGCCCACGCAUUGGCGCUCGAACAAAACGCUACCAAUUGCCUUUAAAGUGCUCGCCUUGGGCGAGGUAAUGGACGGAACGAUUGUAACAAUACGCGCGGGGAACGAUGAGAACUUCUCGGCGGAGUUGCGGAAUUGUACGGCCGUUAUGAAAAAUCAAGUGGCCAAAUUCAAUGAUUUGCGCUUCGUUGGACGCAGUGGACGCGGCAAAAGCUUCACCCUGAGCAUUGUGAUAUCGACGAAUCCCAUACAGAUCGCGACCUACAACAAGGCGAUCAAGGUGACGGUGGAUGGUCCGCGCGAGCCACGCUCCAAGGUGCGUCAUCCGGGUUUUCAUCCGUUUGCCUUCGGACCGCAGCGUUUCGGACCCGGUGAUCCGUUGAUGGGUGGACUGCCGUUUAAGUUUCCAGGUUUCGCACACCAUCUCGUCGGCAUGCAUAGUCACUUGCAUGCGCCCGAUUGGCGGGCGUUGAGCAACCCAGCGGCUUUGGCGCGACCGGCCUUUGCGCACGGCGCAGCAUUCUUUCAUCACCAGCAUCCCGCUUUCCAGGCGCACAACAUCGCUGGCAAUUUGGAACGGCAUGGACUGCGGGCGCUAAACGAAACCCAUCCUCAACUAACACAACUGCGUCAAUUAUCAGCGGCACAUAGCACCACCAGUCCCGAGGGUUCGCCGACAACCACAACAAUUAAUUUGGGCACACAACCGACAUUAACCAUAUCGCCGCCUUUGACCACGACCAACAGUGACAACGAUAACAAUAACAACAUAGAUGCGGGUUUUGAAAGUGAUAGCAUUUCGGUGACGGGCUCGUCCAAGAAGACGUCCUCUUUGCACGAAGACGACGAUGGACGUAGCACUUCACCACCAUCGAAUAGCGGUUCCGCCAGUGGUGGUGGUGCCUUCACAUCGCUCAUACAACGUAACGAAACGCUGCGCAAAAAUGAACUGCUCAAUGGCUUCGCAUCACAAUUCUCACCCGCGGCGAAUAGCUUCAAUCCCGCUUUGGCGGCACAGCUUUUCCUACAGAAUCCGCUUUUGCCGCAACCGAGUCAAUGGCUGUAUACGCAACUGUAUGGCAACUACAGUGAGUUUCCCUGGUUUCGUGGCGCCGGUACUGCUGUUGCUGAUGGCCUAACGCCAUCUGUACCCGGUACGGUAGCAGCCGAAGUGCCGAAUGUAACGAGUCUAACAGCCACGGAUGGCGCUAGUGAUGGCGUGAACUUGGUAAAGCGUUGCGUAACGUUAAUCUCGCAUUCACCCGGUGUGGAGAAUGCGAAUCCGAAUGAUUCACCGCCCGUAACCUCAACGCGACACUCACCAGCGCUUGUCGAGACCAUCGAUCUGGACGAUGUGAGCACCACAUCACGUACUGAGCUGUGGCGCAGUGAGUUCGGACCGAUACGUUGCCGUACACCCAGAGCGACGGACGUGUGGCGUCCAUACUAGCGGCUGCGUAACGCCAUGGUGACGGCGUUGGGCUUGCAAGUGCUCGUAGAGCAGAAAGUUGAGACUCACGAAGAACUGCUGCUCGACACGAAGCAGUGAUAUUGAGUGUUUCGGGUGGAGUAGUGCACCGGUUGAUUGAAAAGUGUAAUGAAGGAAGAGCAGUUAGUUUUCAUAUCGUAUUUUAGCGCAUGCCAGUUGGCGGUGAGGUGACGAGGUUGCGAGAUUUUAAGCUGAUUUCUUGUAAAAUAAAUAUGUAAUUAAAAAGUUCUAGAAAUGUACUCGCUUAGAGUAUGUAAAUGGUGGAGAAAUUUAACGUUUUAUAAAACGAAGAAAAUCACAUAUCGAAUUUAUUAAAGCAAGUAAUGUAAAAUCAAUAUAAACAAAUUAUAUUACCGUUAUUAUUAAGAACGUAAUCAAAAUUUCACUCUAACUGUUAAGUUAAGUUUUAAGUUUAAGCACAUUUGAGUCACGUGUACAUGUAUAUAUAAAGUCUAUUAUGUUUUGUAAUUCUAGUCUAGAAUGCAUACAUAAGCAUUUCAAGUACAUAAUGUGGCAUAUGUACAGUUAUAUGAAGUAGUAAUGUAAAAAUUUUAAAUUAUAACGAUUUCAUAAGUAUCUCAUAGUGCCGUUAGCUGCUGGAGCAACCCAGUUCGCUACGAGCAAUAGUUUAAGGUAUUCUGUUGAUAUUUAUAAAAAUACAAAACUCAAAAGAUCCAAUAAAUAUAUAUAGAUUUCAAGCAAGCCCCAUUCUAAAGAUGCAAA